Molecule: messenger RNA, 579 nt
Organism: Aspergillus puulaauensis
Lineage: Eukaryota; Fungi; Ascomycota; Eurotiomycetes; Eurotiales; Aspergillaceae
Exons: 3
Coding region: 1-579 (192 amino acids)
Biological process (GO): carbohydrate transport; transmembrane transport
Cellular component (GO): membrane
Molecular function (GO): carbohydrate:proton symporter activity
Source: RefSeq, a predicted model, not a curated record
AUGGGCUUUGCCUUCUGUAGCGUGACGUCUCAUAUACCUGAGCUGUCAAAUAUACAACUAUCUCUUCAUAUCUGCAUCAUGGCGUGGACGAAGAAGCCCUACAUGGGGCUUACUGGAGGAUGGCUUACAUUCUGGGUGUCAUUGGCUUGCGCGACUGAUAUGACUCUGUUUGGAUACGACCAAGGUGUCUUUAGCGGUGUGGUCGUUACACCGGACUUCCUCGAGAUCCAUGACCUCGUUGGACCUACGAAGACGAAAAUCCUAUCUACGGUUACCGCUAUCUACGAUGUCGGCUGUUUCUUCGGUGCUAUGCUUGCUUUUACGGCGGGUGAAAGGCUGGGACGAAAGAAGACCAUUCUCCUUGGAAGUCUGAUCAUGGCUAUUGGAACAGUUCUCAAGGCGUCAUCCUAUAGUCUGGCCCAGAUGUUUGUGGGUCGAGUGGUGUUACCGUGCUUAAUCAUCUGGCGCCCGGACCCACCUGGCGCCCGAUUUCUAUACACAACAACACUACUAAAAAUGAAGCUUUUGAACCCAAUACAUUCUAUAUUUCUUAAAGAUCUUUUAGUGUGGCAAAUUUGA